GCAUUGGAUAUUUUAGUGUGGGCAACAUUUUGAAUAGCAAUGGCGGCCAAAAAUCAAUUUUGAAUUGAGUGUGACAGCUAAGUUAUUAAGUUGCGAACUUUGUGAAUUAUUGAAAUACGUAAAUAAAAAAAAAAUCUUUACUUUAUUACUUGGAGCGUAAUGAAACAUUGAUUUUUUUUCUUUUACUGAAGAUAAUAAGUGUGUUGGAAUCUUAUUAGUACAUUUUGUAUUUGUUUAGACUAUUGUGGUCGAUGAUGUAAGAAACUGAAGGUCUGUUUUUGUGUAUUGUUUUCUUGCGGAUUGUUUGGAAGUGCGAACCAUGGAGGGCGAAGAAAAUAUGGGGAAUGCUGAUAAAGAAGACUACGAAAGCAGUACUCACUCCACACCUCAAGAACAUAAAUCCUUUGCCGAAAUGGCGAAGGAUAAACUGGACAGUGCGGGACGGGAGCUGCGAAGACGACUGCCGAUGGCUGGACAACUUGGUGCACACUUAAUGCAUCCCAGGAGGCUCCUUUUGCACUCAACGCCAACGCAGCACACAGAUGUUGUCCUAAUAUUUCCCAAAAGUCUGCCAGACAGCAUGCUUCUGUGGCUACUGCAGAAGCUGAGGGGCAGUCGACCUCGUCUCCGAGUUUGUGUGCGUCAACACGCGACCACGCAGUGCUCAGCUUUCUACAUUACGGCUGAUGAUGACGUCCUCCUUCAGACAGCGGAAGAAGUACAUCUGCCCAAACUCCUGAAGCCAGAAUUUGGUGGCGGUUACAAGGAGUUCACUGUGCGAGAUAUGCAUUGCUUCCAAAAGGGUACUUCAGCAGCUGAACUCCUGAACUCCCAAGAGCGUGGAGCUUUAGUGAAGCAUGUGUUAGAAGCAGCAAGAGCGGAACCUGGUGAUGAGCACGCCUUGGAGCCAGCACUCACUCUACGGCCGGGGCAGAGCAUUGUGCCAGCCUGCGUCAGUAGAGGUGUGGUGGCUAGUAUGUUUCCACUGCACGACCGACAAGCCUUGGAGAGUCUUAGAAAGAAGUGGGUUAAGACAUUGUUCGCUCCCCAACCUUUAGAUGAAAUAAGUGAAUAUUUUGGUGUUAAGAUAGCUAUGUAUUUUGCGUGGCUCGGCCAUUAUACCCAGUCUUUGACGGUGCCUGCUGUUGUCGGUUUUAUAUUUUGGAUAUGGUUAGGUACAGCAAAUGAGAACUGGAAAGAUAUAGCUUACGUUUUAUUUUCACUGUUCAACGUAUUGUGGGCGUGUGUCUAUUUGGAAACAUGGAAAAGGUACUCAAAUGUGUUGGCAUACAAAUGGGGAACGUUGGACCAAAGAGACGAUUUGUUAGUGGAACCUCGGCCGUUAUUUCAGGGUGAGAUGGGUACCAGCCUAGUGACGGGUCGUCCAGAACCACAAUACGCGCCGUGGAGGAGACGAAUGUGGCGACACUGCGUCUCCUUUCCCGUGAUGGUGGUCUGUCUGUCUGUCGCCGCCGCUGCGACUACCGUAUUCCUGAGGGCGAUGGAUUGGUGGGAAACCAGAAUAGUUUAUUUCACGUGGAUUCCCCGCGCAUUUCUUGCAAUCAUUAUUGCUAUAGAAGAAGAACUAUACGCCAGAAUAGCUAGAUGGCUCAACGACAAAGAGAACUAUCGACUCGAGACAAAGUAUGAAAAUCAUCUGAUUGUGAAAAUAGCAUUGUUUCAAUUCGUGAACUCCUUCAUGAGCUUGUUCUAUAUCGCGUUCUAUCUUCAGGACAUGGAUAAACUAAAAGAGCAAUUAGCGGUUUUGUUGAUAACGAGGCAAUUGAUCGGCAAUCUAAAGGAGUCAGCCCUUCCUUAUUUAAUAGAGAAUCUGAGGUUGGCUAAGAUAUGUGUCGAUGUGUUCGGAGCAAUUAGCCCUAGCAAAGCGCCCACUUCAACUCAAUUAACGGAAUUAUUCGACAAGAAGACGGAUUCUUCGGGUGGGUCGCCUGAGAUCUCUCUCAUUAACGGUGGGACAGAAAAGGACGGAGAUAGACGGGACUCGGAACCCGUGGUUGGACAGAAGGUCAUUCAUCAAGCGGAACUGGAGUCGCAACUGUUCAAGUACGAAGGCACCUUCUGCGAAUACCUCGAAAUGCUGACUCAACUCGGCCACGUGGUUUUGUUUUCGUCCGCGUUUCCUUUGGCGGCCGUAUGUGCUUUACUCAAUAACGCGGCCGAAGUGAGAGCGGAUGCCUUCAAACUAUGCCACGUGGCCCAAAGACCUUUCGCUGAAAGAGUCAACACUAUUGGCAGCUGGCAACACGCCAUGGAAUGCAUGGUGGGGGUAGCGGUGCUUGUCAACUGCGCUCUCAUAGGGCUGUCGGGGCCGGUUCAUCGGCUUUUACCCGACGCCACUCCUGCGCAGACUGUUUUAGUCAUCGUGGCUUUAGAACAUGUGAUCUUGGUGACAGUCCUGGCACUUCGAAUGGCAAUACCCGAGAUUCCUGGUUGGUUAGCAACUGAAAUGGCCAAAGUGGAAUUCCAAAGGAGAGAAGCUAUAAAGAAUGCUCACGCGCCGCUAAUGUCGGAAUGCACGAGUCAAGACGACGUUCGUCCUCCAUCACGAAACACGGCUACUCCAACGACGCCCAAACAAAACGACAAACCUGAACGGAAGAAGAUCAAUAUCGGAAAGAUACCGGAAAUACCGCCAUUCAGUUAAUUUAUCACAAGUAUUGCCUGGAUGGGUGUGUAGUUGGUUAUUACGAAAAUGUACUCCAAACAUUACUUUUAUCUUACCUAUCUAAUAUAGAAUCACGUUGUGACUUUUCACUAUUCCCUUUUCGUAUUAACGAUAUGUUGUGCUUGCUAUUUCUUUAUAUUAGUUUUGUUUAAUUUUUGUGAUGCAUUAAAAUUAAUGGAUAUUUUGAGAAUAAAUUUCGUUUUAUCAAUGUUAUACUCACUGUACUUUUCUCAUUUGUUUAUUAAUAAAUUAUACUUUUGUUUGUAUU
Chilo suppressalis (striped riceborer) is the source of this 2954-nucleotide messenger RNA. Lineage: Eukaryota; Metazoa; Arthropoda; Insecta; Lepidoptera; Crambidae. The record is from the annotation of a GenBank genome assembly.